Messenger RNA from Rhopilema esculentum, 1193 nucleotides. The record is from RefSeq and is a predicted model, not a curated record. Lineage: Eukaryota; Metazoa; Cnidaria; Scyphozoa; Rhizostomeae; Rhizostomatidae.
UUAUGUUGAACUAAUGGUCACGUGACGACGAACCGGUAAGGUUUUCUAUCGCAAUGGCGACAAACAGUGAAGUGAGUGAGAUCGAAGCGCUUCCCGAUGACGAAUUUACAUUUUCAGAUUCGCUUAUUUCAACUAUUGAUUUUGUUUUUGAUGAUGAAAGUCUUCCUACCACAUUCAUUUUGGACGAUGAUGUUAUUGAACUGAUUGGUGCGCAAGAAUUUCCUUGCAAUUUGAGUCAACGAAUCUGCCGAUCAAAAAGUGGCCUAGAAGUUCACAUUGAGAGGAAUCAUUAUUCUUUACCAAAAGAGCCAUUUCUCAAGGCUGAAGACUUUGUUGUCAUUGCUAGAGAAAUUAAGGAGAAUGCAUUGAAGGAAAAUAUGUACAGUGCGGAAUUAAUUGAAAGACUGCCAAGUGAAGUUCCCCUACGGCUCCAGUCGUUCAUAAACAAUUUGUUGUCACAUUACAAGAACGACCAUGAUAGCUUCUAUACAAAAUAUUCAACGAUUUUUGUGAAAACGCUCGAAUUUUUCCCUGAUAGAAGUGUGGAAGAAACAAACUUAUUCCUUUUAAAGUUAGCGACAGCCGUGCUGUAUCACGUAAAGAAGGGAAUGCUCGGUGAUGUGGAGAAUUCGUGUGACAAGGGCCUAAGACAGGAAGAGCGGGAUCCGUUGGCCUAUGUUGCCGGUUCAGUUCUCAGCCAGAUUUAUAAAAAGGCUGUUUUUCACAAGAGAAAAAGCCCGUGGCAAGAAGAAAUCAAAUCUCUUUUUGCCAAAACUUUAUCUGUGGAAACUUCCCACAAUGCCUUCAUUGCAAGCAUGGACAGGGGCGGUUUGUGGGCACCUUCAACAAAGCUGAUGGGAAUCAUUGAAAUAGUGGAGAAUACAUUCAGAAGGCUGACCAAAUCCACACCAAGGUCCAUCCCUAUUGAUGAUAUAACGAAAUCUUGCCUUUGCCACCCAUCUGUCAUCUCAAUUUGGAAUUCUAUCAUGUUGGACCAUGAUGAAAACCAAAUAAGCACUGAAUGCAGUGAUCUUUGUUUACAAAUGAUAAUCAAAUUGUUUGUAAGAAUUAGAGGUUUUUCCCACACCAAAGACAUUUGGAAAAGACAUCUGGCUCAACAACCCCUUGAGAAAAAACAAAAGGCACUGAGGAAAACACUGAAGAAAAAGGCAGAGGAAAGCCAACAGAAAUAA